AUGACACCUCAGGGCAUGUACCUCUUAUACUCUCGGCAUGUGGCGUCUGCUGACAUGAAUAGAAUCAACGCCUGGUACGGGAUACGUUACGCCGAAGCUCCAGUCGGAAACCUUCGAUGGCAAGCCCCACGAGAUAUUGAAAUCAACGGCACUGGUAGCGGGGGCCAAGUCAUCGACGCGGUAGAUGCGCCGUUGCCGUGUCCCCAAGGCUACCCUGGCUGGUGGUUCAACAGUACCGCCGGAGCUUCAACAGACCUAUCUAAGACUCCAACGGGCACCGAGGACUGUCUCAAUCUUGACAUUUUGGCCCCUGCAAAACCAGUCAACACUUCCCUUCCAGUCAUAGUCCAGAUUCACGGUGGUGGAUAUACUCUUGGUUCAUCUUCGUCGAUAGGUCCCGGCUACGAACUAGCCGGCAACUCAUUAGUGUACCAGUCGAGCGGCGGCAUCGUCUACGUCUCCAUCCAAUACCGGCUCGGUGCGUACGGAUUUCUCGGCGGUGCAGAGGUGGCCGAGAAGGGUGUUGCCAAUGCCGGUCUGCUCGAUCAACGGGCAGCGCUUGGCUGGGUGCAACGCCAUAUCAGCAAAUUCGGCGGCGACCCAGCAAAGGUGACCAUCAUGGGCGGCAGCGCAGGCGGGGGCUCAGUAACACAUCAGUUGACUCUUCAUGGCGGUGUCAGUAAUCCGCCAUUCCGUGGAGCAAUAGCCGAGUACCCUUGGCUGCAACCUUUGCACAGCCAGUCGACCAUACAGCGGCAGUAUGAGCUGCUCCUCACAGCGGCAGGAUGCCCAGACAUCCAGUGUCUACGCGCCCUGCCCGAGUCAGAUCUCGCCGUGGCCACUCAAAAGACGUACGACACAGGCUACGCUCUUCUUGAGUAUGGCUUCGGUGACUUCUACUACGGACCCUAUGUUGACGGCGACAUCAUCCGCGGCCUUCCCAGCCACGAGUUCAGCCAGGGCCAUUUUGCAAAAGUGCCUCUUUUAACAAACCGCGAGGGCUAUGAGGGUGUCAUAUUCUCGAACAGCAGUCAGACUACUUCUGCGGAACUCGUGACGGACCUCAAGACCUUGUUCCCGGGCGCGACGCAAUCUUUUGUCAGUCGCCUGCUUCAGCUGUAUCCGCGCGACGCCUUCAACUCGACGUUUUUCCAGCGCCAGCAAAUCUUUGGCGAUUUCAUCAUAUCCUGCUUUUCGCAGUACAUGGCGGCUGCUGUUUCAGACCACGGCGAGCCCGUGUACAAGAUGAUUUUUGAUGCGGGCGGUGGGCUGCACGGUAGCUUGGUUCCUUUCACGGAAACUGUGAAUCUAAAUGGUAACAAGGCAUCCGUUCCUUUUGCUGUAAAGAUGUUGGGGGUUUGUGACUAA
This is a messenger RNA of Metarhizium brunneum ARSEF 3297, 1368 nucleotides long. The record is from RefSeq and is a predicted model, not a curated record. NCBI's taxonomy places the organism in Eukaryota, Fungi, Ascomycota, Sordariomycetes, Hypocreales, Clavicipitaceae.